AUGUUGAUUCACUUCCCAGCAGACUUCGGAAAGAACGGCUCCAGAAAGGAACGCCAAGUCGAGUGGAAGGCACUGGAAGCCUGGGCCAAGAGUGGUAAGGCAAAGGCCAUUGGCAUCUCACAUUACUGCAGGCGUCAGUUGGAUGAUAUCCUCCAGGUGGCCAGCGUCCCAGUGGCUGUGAACCAGGUCCAGUACCAUGUCGGCAUGGGCACUGCAGGGCGCUUGGCGACUGAUGACAAAAGCUACAUGAAACAGAAGGGCGUUCUAUACCAGUCCUUCUCACCACUUUGUGGUCCUUGUGAUCCACCAGACAACAAGGAGCUCUUGACUGGUUCUUUGGUCACUACAAUUGGAAAGCACUACAACAAAACUGGGCCUCAGGUGGCUCUGCGCUGGCUUGUUCAACAGGGCAUCCCUGUGAUUCCCAAAAGUCACGUUGCAGCGCAUCAGAAGGAGAACAGUGAGAUCUUCGACUUUGAGCUCAAUGAGCAGGACAUGGCGCUCCUGACUGCUGCCACCCGCCCUGCAGUGGGUGGUGGUCCCAGCGCCUCUGACAGCGGCGACUGCGGCAUUGAGGAGCUCGUGGUCUGA
Molecule: messenger RNA, 591 nt
Organism: Cladocopium goreaui
Lineage: Eukaryota; Dinophyceae; Suessiales; Symbiodiniaceae
Source: the annotation of a GenBank genome assembly